AUGCCUGGCAUUAUCACUCAGUUCUCUUCUCUCUCUGUUCCUCAUGACCCUUCGGAGCUUUCUCCUGGCUCUGACCCUUUCCUCAUUACUGCCCAAAAUGGCUAUCUCCCCACCCAUCUGCCCCUUCGCAGGCUCCCUGCAGCCUUUGAUGCAUUGAGCGACAUCCUUGAUGAUAUGCCUAUUCUCAAAGAAGAUGGCACUGCCGGCUUGCUUGCUACCUUCAAGCUUGGGCCACUCAUUGACUCUGGAGCUCUGCCCGACCUUACUGCCGAGAUUGACAACCUUGUUGUUCCUGGCACUGGUGAGAUUGAUAUGGCUGCUAUCACUGCUGCUUUCCGCGACUACUCGUGA
Molecule: messenger RNA, 351 nt
Organism: Aureobasidium uvarum
Lineage: Eukaryota; Fungi; Ascomycota; Dothideomycetes; Dothideales; Saccotheciaceae
Source: the annotation of a GenBank genome assembly